GAUUGUAAUCUGCAUCUUCUCCAGCAGCACAGCACGCAGUUAGGACUUAGGUGGGUGACCACCUGAGGGUUCCUGCGUGCCCCUCACUCUUCAUUCGCAUAGUAGCUGACGACCUACACUUUGCUGAUCGUCGACUCACUUUUUAUCUCGACCAGGUUUAUGAUUAUACCUAACGAUGUAUGAAGCCAAGCAACAUAAAGUGUCUGCGACAACAUAUUUGAUAAAGAAAUGGUAGAAUUAUGAGGAACACUUCUAGGUGUGAAAAUGUGGCUGGUGGACACUUCCUGUGACAAGAAAAUGAGGGCAAAAAAUGCAGAAAAAUAUUUUGUUUUUUAUCGAAGCACACCUUAAUAUUAAUACUGACGUUUUAGAGUGAAUUUUUUACUUUGCGACAAAAUGACUGUUACGUAUUCUUUGGAUGUUGCCAAGACGACUUUCGGCGGUCUGACCAAGCUUUUGGCCCGGUGGAGAGGAAGCAUCUACAAGAUACUGUGGAGAGAGUUCUUAGUGUUCUGCCUCGGCUAUACUAUUAUCAGCGUGACCUACAGAUUCUACAUGAAUGAGCAGCAAAAAUUAGUGUUCGAGAAAGUUGUUACUUAUGUGGAUACUUUCACAGAUCUCAUCCCUCUGUCUUUUGUGCUUGGUUUCUAUGUUUCUCUUGCCAUCGGACGGUGGUGGUGUCAAUAUGAAACAAUUCCAUGGCCGGAUAGACUUUGCUUCAUGAUAGCAUCCUACGUGCAUGGUUCUGAUGAACGUAGUCGAAUGAUUCGAAGAACUCUAGCGAGAUACCUUUUGCUUGUCCAAGCGCUUACAUUCCAGGCAGUAAGCACGGCUGUCAAAAGAAGGUUUCCCACUUUGCAACACUUCGUUGCAGCAGGUAUCAUGACGAAAGAAGAAUUGUCCUUAUACGAGAAAGUCACAUUUUCUUAUGGCAAAUGGUGGUUGCCCUGUCACUGGUUCACUGCCUUAGCAACGAGAGCAAGGAAAGAGGGAAGAAUUAAGGAUUCUAUUCUCUUGAAUGGCUUGUUCAAGGAACUCUUCAUUUUCAGAACUUCCUGUUCUAUUAUGAUAGGAUAUGACUGGAUUAGCGUGCCUCUAGUUUACACUCAGGUAGUAACUUUAGCCACUUACAUGUACUCGGUUGCUCUUAUGGUAGGCAGGCAAUACCUGGAUCCUACUAAGGGCUAUCCUAAAAAUCAAGUGGAUCUCUAUAUACCUCUUUUCACUUUGCUGCAGUUCUUUUUCUACGUAGGAUGGCUCAAAGUUGCGGAGCAGAUCGUAAAUCCAUAUGGAGAAGACGACGACGACUUUGAACUCAACUGGUGCCUGGACAGAGCAGUUCAUAUUGCGUACUUGAUCGUGGACAAUAUGCAAAUGAAGCAUCCAAAAGUGAAAAAGGACUUCUUCUGGGAUGAACCGGAGCCACGCCUUCCACAGACUAAGCACUCAAUGAAAUACAUACUUAACCCUCAGCUUGGAUCAGCCUUCAGUUUAAAUGUUGACGAAGCUGAGUAUCUUCCAAUGGAUAUUUUGUUAGAAGAAGAUGAUGAAGGAAACAUUUAUAAAAGUGGUUCUAUGAAGCACUCUGGCGCAGACGGAUUCAGAUCUUCUUUCAUUUCAAGGGUUAUGAAUUCAAGAUUCGGCCAGAGUCUUCGCAAGUCAUCAACUCGCAAAGGCAUCGUCAGAAGUACAUCGCAGCAGCCACAUGGUUUGGACAAUCCCGCGUUUUCCGCUACUCUUGAAAGAACUGGACCUUCAGCUCGUAACUCUCCGAGCAUGAGUCGAAAAUCUAGUUUGAAAAAUCUGGUGAGAAAAAUCAGCCCAUCCCAUAGUCGCUCAUCUAGUACAUCCUUUCGACCUAACAGUUUAAACUUACAUAGGCACAAAACGUAUGAACUUCAAGAAGCAGAAAAAAGGAACCUUCCGAACGGCGGAGUUACAGAAAAUGUAAAGCCGGCCGCUUACACUAAUCUGCCUGCCACAAGAACAGUAAGCGCUCCUGCUGUGUCCAUCACCCAGGAGGGAUACAGUUCAUACGAUGUUAAAGAAGAUAAAGAAAGCAGUUUGGUUUCAGAUACAGGAUUACAAAAACUGGACAUUGCAAUGCCUUCCAUACCGGAAGAAAACUCCAGAGCUCCUUCUAUAGGCAGUAUCGAAACUGGGAUUAUUGGGCUUGGCGAAAAACAGCUCAAGAAAGAUAAUGGAGUACAAGAUUUCGUGAGAGAAGCAAGUAAAGUUUUGAAAGAGCUCAGUAGGACGGUAUCUUCUCAACAACAUGAAUGCCAUUCGAAAGGUUACGAAUCUUGCUGUUCUGCAAACUCUAGUAUCAGUUCCGCUGAGGAAAGUAGUGAUGAUACAAGCAGUACUUUUACAGAAAAUGAGCAAGCUAACGAUUCAAUAACUAUUGAAAUGAGUGAGUCGAAAAAUGGUCAAGAAGGUAUUAAAAAUAUGAAUUCACAGCUUUCAUCAAAGGACAAAGCGGAUACGGGUGAUGAACAACACUAAGCACAAAAUGCAUUUAACUCUCAUAAAUAUGGUAUAUUAGAAUAUUUUUUGACAAGUAACAUCCAUUGUAUUAUGUACAUAGUAAAUAAUUAAUAAAAUAUAAGAAUUGA
Messenger RNA from Stegodyphus dumicola, 2615 nucleotides. RefSeq names its product bestrophin-4-like. The record is from RefSeq and is a predicted model, not a curated record. Lineage: Eukaryota; Metazoa; Arthropoda; Arachnida; Araneae; Eresidae. Gene Ontology annotation, molecular function: chloride channel activity.